GCCCCGCGGGAGGCGGCGCUGCCGGCUGCCGCCGAGCGCGGGGCGCGUCGCCCCCUGCCCCGCCUCUCCCCCGCCAAUCCGGCUGGAUCCUGUUGCGGCGCCGCUGGCGCUGCUGGGAUGGGGGGGGGCGGUUUCCCUGCGCAGCGCGGCGGGCGGGAGGGCGGCCGCAGCGCCUGGCGGUGAGGCACUCAGCGCGCAGCAGAAGCCGGGCGGGAGCCGCCGCGCCCUUCGCCAUGCCGAAGAGAAAGGUGGCCGCCGGUGGCGCGGAGGCUGCUGAGGAGGUACCGAAGAGGAGAUCGGCGCGGCUGUCCGCCAAGCCUGCGCCUGACAAAGCGGAGCCCAAAGCUAAGGCGUUGGCGGCGAAGGAUAAAUCUGAGAACAAGAAAGCUCAAUCAAAGGGGAAAAAGGGGCCUAAAGGAAAACAGACUGAAGAGACAAACCAAGAGCAGAUAAAGGACAACUUGCCUGCAGAAAAUGGAGAAACUAAAAGUGAGGAGACCCCAACGUCUGAUGCAGCAGUAGAGAAAGAAGAAGUGAAGUCUGAAUAACAUCUGGUACCAAGUCUUUAAUUGGUGAUCCUUAUACUUUUCUUCUUGUACAAUUCAGAGGAAUAUUUUUAUCAACUAUUUUGUAAAUGCAAGUUUUUUGGUAGUUCUAAAAAACACGUUUUUAAAAGGAGAGAAUCCCAACUCAAUCCAUUUUUUUACAUAUUUAGAUACGUGUAAAUGAUUUUUUAAGUGGUAAAAUCCUGUACUGGUUGUCUGUUUUCUAUGAAACCAGAAAUUAACGGGAUGUUACAAAAUGGAGAGGUUUUUGAAGUCUUAAUGCGGCUUCUCGUUCCAUAGACUGGGAGGAAGAGUUUUUCUGUCCCUACUAAAUGAAGCGCACACACAGACAUCGGAACUUGUAAUAUGUUGAGAACGUCUGAACGUUUCAGUUAUUUAUCUAUGGUUGUACCAUCAGUAGAGUUGCUUAUCUCAUGAACUGCUCCCUAGUGUUGGAUUUCUUGACCAGUAAUGUAUAUCUGUGACAAAGUUAUUUUUGGUAGGUGUAGGUUUAUUUUUUCCAACAACUUUGUAGCUGCUACGUGAAAGACUGGAAACUUUUAUCUUUAAAUACUGAAUAGGUAAUAGUUUCUCAUUGAUAGACUGAAUGUCAGCUGGUACUUUGCAUCUAGUUUUAAAGGAGAGCUUGUCUACAAAGUCCAAAUGAAAAAUAUUUGAAAUAGGCUUAGAAAAAAAUAAAAUUAUAGUUUUUAUAUUAAAAAGAAACUAUGUGAAUAAGAACAAUUGUAAAAUUGUAGUGUCUGUGAUCACCAAACAAAAGCCAAAUAAAUCUUGAUUAAGAAAGAAUGUUUCUAGAGCUCUUGCAUUGACUACAACAACUCAGAGUAUAAGGGGGUGCAGUCAUUGAACUUGUGCUUCUGUUGGAAAGCAAUGAAUAAAUACCCUAGUGGCUUUGA
Molecule: messenger RNA, 1462 nt
Organism: Lagopus muta (rock ptarmigan)
Lineage: Eukaryota; Metazoa; Chordata; Aves; Galliformes; Phasianidae
Gene: HMGN1
Product: high mobility group nucleosome binding domain 1
Exons: 5
Coding region: 234-548 (104 amino acids)
Biological process (GO): chromatin organization
Cellular component (GO): nucleus; chromatin
Molecular function (GO): nucleosomal DNA binding
Source: RefSeq, a predicted model, not a curated record